AUGGCGCUCUUUGAUCUGGUCGGUCUGGCUGGGGCGUUUGGAUCCCUUGAAAAACGUCUUGUCCACUUGGUCCAUAGCCCCCAUGGCCACGAUCGCUGGAAUCAGGGUUACGACUUGGUGGGAGUGGUGGAGACCCUGACAUGGGCGGAGAGGGGUAUGCCCUUGAGCGAGCACAAUCGGACGCCACUCUUCCCCAGCUCAGAUCGAGAGAGAACCGCGCCAGAUCUGAUUUUCCUCGACGCUCGCCGAGUACGGUGGACGGAGGAGAAUUGGAGUGUGAGGUUGAGAAUUGCAUGGAAGUGA
This is a messenger RNA of Venustampulla echinocandica, 303 nucleotides long. RefSeq lists its product as uncharacterized. The record is from RefSeq and is a predicted model, not a curated record. The transcript has a single exon. Lineage: Eukaryota; Fungi; Ascomycota; Leotiomycetes; Helotiales; Pleuroascaceae. Bases 1 to 303 code for a protein of 100 amino acids.